Molecule: messenger RNA, 1261 nt
Organism: Planococcus citri (citrus mealybug)
Lineage: Eukaryota; Metazoa; Arthropoda; Insecta; Hemiptera; Pseudococcidae
Product: uridine phosphorylase 2-like
Exons: 6
Coding region: 214-1176 (320 amino acids)
Biological process (GO): uridine catabolic process
Cellular component (GO): cytosol
Molecular function (GO): uridine phosphorylase activity
Source: RefSeq, a predicted model, not a curated record
UAGUUUCUUUUUCUUUUCGCGUUAAAUGAGUUAUUAAAUACGUAGAUUCGAGAACUCAUCUUCUGUUCCUAGAAUUUUAACAAUAGGUACCAAAAAUUUACGACGAUUUACGUGUAAAGUAGUUUUUAGUGUUUUUGACUGCAACAGGUGAAAUUGUUCGUUUCGAUUGAUCAUCAUAUUCGUUUUCGUAUCAACCAGAGUGAAAUCGCAACCAUGGAAAAACCUCAAAUAGGCGAGGAAAUGCAGCAAAAACAACAAAACGGCGAACUAGUUGAUAAUAUCCGCAUUGAACGUUCCAAAGAAGAUGUAUUAAUUCAUUUAGAACUCGCUAAUAAAAAAGAUGAUCUGGAGACGUUAUUCAAAGAUGUCAAGUUUGUUUGCAUGGGUGGAACCGCCGAUCGCAUGAAGAAUUUCUUCUCAUUAAUCAAGUCGGAAAUGAAGCGCACAUUGUCCGAAUUGGACAUACAAGACGAGUCGGUCGAUUUCACGCGCAACGGAUGUCGAUUUUCUAUGUGGAAAAUUGGAUGCGUGCUAUGCGUCAAUCAUGGAAUCGGAUAUGGCUCGCUGACAAUUGUACUACACGAAGUUAUAAAACUUUUACACUACGCCAAAGUACAAGAUCCUAUCCUUUUUAGAAUUGGCACGAGUGGUGGCGUAGAUCACCCCCUAGGCACCGUAGUUAUCGCUGAGAAAGCCUUCAACGAUUUUUUCGAAGAAUUUUUCGAAAUUCCUGUUCUAGGAAAACGUGUACGACUUCCGGCUAUCUUGGAUGGAAACUUGGCAGCUGAAUUGAAACGUCUGGCGAUAGAAAAAUGCCCCGAUAUUCCGGUCUUAUGCGGUAAUACUAUGAGUCACGAACAUUUUUACGAAAGCGUAGCCAGUGUAAAAGCUUCCAUUUGCUAUUGCGACGACGAUAUCGAACGAAGCAGCUAUUUCGACUCGUUGAGACAAAAUAAUAUUUUGAACGCUGAUAUGGAGGCUGUCGCUAUUGCCGCUAUAACCAAUCGCUUGGGAAUCAAAGCGGCCGUUGUAAAUGUGAUUGUAAACGAUCUUUCACACCCUACAGAAAACCUGAGCUGUGAAAUUUUGACCGAAUGGCAAACUAGACCACAACGAAUCGUCGCCGAAUACAUCAAAGAGCAUCUUCGAGGAAGUGUCAAGCAGCAUAUAAAAUGAAUCAGCUCGAAUAGAUUUAAGAAACAGUAUACUCACCUGAAAACAUGAAAUAUUUUUGUAUUACACGAAGUAAUUCAUACGUUUA